Dendrobium catenatum is the source of this 996-nucleotide messenger RNA. RefSeq names its product protein MKS1-like. Gene Ontology annotation, cellular component: nucleus. The record is from RefSeq and is a predicted model, not a curated record. The transcript has a single exon. Lineage: Eukaryota; Viridiplantae; Streptophyta; Magnoliopsida; Asparagales; Orchidaceae. Bases 178 to 936 code for a protein of 252 amino acids.
AUUUGGGUUUAUUUUAUUAUUAUUGAGAAAUAUUGAGAAAAUGUCGGAGCCUAUUUUUAAUUCCAAAUUGGCUUUCUCCCACUUUGACCGAAACUACAACCGCGUUCCCAUUUCCCUCACUUUCCUUUCUAUUUCCAAGCUCAAAUACCUCGAUUUCUCUCCACUGAAGCGAGGACUAUGGAUUCCGGUCAAUCGCCGCCGCAAAGGCCGCCGUCGCAGCUCCACCUAUCUCCCCGGCGAGAGCUCCAGCUCCAAGGUCCCCGACCUUCUCCUCUCCGGGUAAGCAAGGAAUCUCACAAGAUUAGGAAGCCGCCAGUGCCUCCGCAGCCGGCGCAGCCGGCCGCUGCCGCGAUUGCUCCGUCGCUGGAGUCGCGAGAGCCCGUCAUCAUCUACACCAUCUCCCCUAAGGUCAUCCACGUUGAAGCCUCCAACUUCAUGGACCUUGUUCAGCGUCUCACUGGCCCAGGCAACGCCGACCCAGACACCCCGCAUGCGGAAAGCGCCGCCGGUCUCCUCUCUCCUGCCGCCAAACUUGCCUCGAUCAAUAGGACGAUCCAGAGCCCGGGAGCCGAUAGGCCCAUGGCUUCUUCCUCCGCCGCCGGCGUCGAUGUUCUCGAUGACUUCGACAUGGACUGCGGAUCGCAGCUGGACCGAUCGUUUUCCAUCCCGGGUAUCUUAUCGCCGCUUCCGGCUUCUCUUCCGCCGAUCUCCCCCGCCUUCUUCUCGCCUUCCUACCUCGAUUCCAGCUUCCAGAACUUCUUGCACGACCUCAGCCCAGCUGCUCUCCAAGCCGGCAGGCCUUCUCCAGGCAGCGCUAUCGUUGGCGCCGCCGGCGGGACCUUCUGGAACACUCCCGACAACUUCUUCUCACCUUCUAUUGUCCCCUCUCCUGGAGCCGCAGCUUGGGAUCUGUUCAACCAAUUUCAAGAUUUCUAGAAUCUGGGAAGAAAAAGAACAGGAAUUUCAUGAACAAGGAAAUUACAAUUUUUCUUCUUC